Molecule: messenger RNA, 1361 nt
Organism: Nelumbo nucifera (sacred lotus)
Lineage: Eukaryota; Viridiplantae; Streptophyta; Magnoliopsida; Proteales; Nelumbonaceae
Gene: CLPR4
Product: CLP protease R subunit 4
Biological process (GO): protein quality control for misfolded or incompletely synthesized proteins
Cellular component (GO): endopeptidase Clp complex
Molecular function (GO): serine-type endopeptidase activity; ATP-dependent peptidase activity; ATPase binding
Source: RefSeq, a predicted model, not a curated record
ACAAAGAUAGACCGAGAAGCAAAGAGUGUCCACUGCACACCCCUGGCCCUGGGCGUCUGCAAUUGCAAACCUCCCUUAUCCUUCACUUCCUCCCGCUCUUUCUUCUUUCUUCGUCUUCUUUUUUAACUGAUGCGGUGGUAACCAUCUCCUUCUUUUUUCUUUCUCUGUUGCACGCCAUGGCAGUUGCCACCGUGUCUUCACGCUUUCCACUCGACUUCCGAAUGGUGUCGACUCCCCAAUCAACAACAAGUACAAAUUCGAAACGAACCCUAGCUUCUUCGGCUGGGGUUUCCGUCAAAGCAUCUCUAACCAGCAAUCUCAUUGCCCCUUUCAUCGGUGGGAGCGUUUCCGCUGAUUUUUGUGGUCAGAAAAUCCGUCCUGCGUCCCUCAACCCGUCGUUAACUUUCUCUUCUGGUUCUCGCGGCAAAAGAGGGGUCGUCACCAUGGUCAUUCCUUUCUUAAGAGGAAGUGCAUGGGAGCAACCUCCUCCAGAUUUAGCAUCUUACUUGUAUAAGAAUCGAAUUGUAUAUUUGGGCAUGUCUCUUGUUCCUUCUGUCACAGAAUUGAUCCUAGCAGAAUUCUUAUACCUUCAGUAUGAAGAUGAUCAGAAGCCAAUUUACCUCUACAUUAACUCCACUGGGACAACCAAGGGUGGGGAGAAGUUGGGUUAUGAGACAGAGGCAUUUGCAGUCUAUGAUGUAAUGAGGUAUGUUAAGCCACCCAUUUUUACACUGUGUGUUGGUAAUGCUUGGGGAGAAGCAGCUUUGCUUCUGGCUGCUGGAGCAAAGGGAAACCGUUCGGCUUUGCCCUCUUCUACAAUAAUGAUUAAGCAGCCAAUUGCAAGAUUUCAAGGUCAGGCAACAGAUAUUGAUCUUGCAAGAAAAGAAGUAAAGAAUGUGAAGGAGGAGUUGGUUAAUCUCUACUCAAGGCAUAUAGGGAAAUCACCAGAGCAAAUAGAAGAAGAUAUCAGGCGUCCGAAAUAUUUCAGCCCUAGUGAAGCGGUUGAAUAUGGUAUUAUUGACAAGGUAUUAUAUAAUGAACGGGCAAGUGAAGAUCGUGGUGUUGUUUCUGACCUGAAAAAAGCAAACCUUAUUUAAGCAAAUCUCAAAAUCAGGUGGGAAAUUGUAUUUAUACAAGCAUUAAUGCAACAAUAAGGUUGAGGUCGUUGUCUGAUUGUUGAAUGAUUUGGAAAAGAACUGCAUUCAUGUAUGAUAAAUCAGGUUAGCUUAACUGUCCAAUAAUUAGCGUCAUUACUGGAAUUCUGUUGAAAAUAGUCUGCAAAUUUUGUCAGAACUCCUUUACAGGGUUUAUGAAUAGUUGGCAUUAUACCGUUAAUACUGUUGAACAGAUUUGAGAGCCCA